This is a messenger RNA of Drosophila subpulchrella, 5368 nucleotides long. RefSeq lists its product as uncharacterized. The transcript is spliced from 11 exons. Gene Ontology annotation, cellular component: nucleus. The coding region runs from base 289 to 4710 and encodes 1473 amino acids. Lineage: Eukaryota; Metazoa; Arthropoda; Insecta; Diptera; Drosophilidae. The record is from RefSeq and is a predicted model, not a curated record.
GUUUUUCACUGGGCAGGCAGAGCGGCCAUUUUGGAGAUUGUUUCAUCCACAAAAAAGUUAUGCACCGAAUCUAAAAAAAAACGUAACGCUGCGUCCGAAAUUAAACAUAAAAUCCGCUCGUGCUAUUUGGAGCGUUGUGCAGUCCGAUGUGAAGAUAAUGCUGGGCCCGAGCAGACCGACAGUUCCGAUUCUAUAACGUCUAAAAAAGUUAGUGACUAUCUUCCAACACGCACGCAUGUACGCCCGUGUGUUUACCAGCCAACAGCAGUAGAAGAGUCCAAGCCAACCAUGGAUCCCAACUCCAGUCCCUGGUCGUACGCCUACAACCGCAUCGUGCCCGCCAGUGCCGGCAGCUCUGGAGGAACAGCAGAGGACUUCCAGCAUCCGCAUCUGGCCACCAUCACAGCCGCCAGCAUCGCCAGCUUCAAUGCGGCAGCCGCCAGUGGUGGCAGCUUUGUGCCUCCGUCGCCGAUUGGCAGCUACAACCCAGUAUUCCAGCAGAUAUACCACCAUGCGGCGGCGGCCAGUGUCCAGCCGAAACCCGCCCACUAUGCCUCGUCGGCGGUUAGCACGCCACAUCGCCAGCUGCAGCUGCCCAGCUCGCUGGACAAGCAGCUUAGCUCGUUCCAGAACCAGGCGGCUGUGUCGGCGGCAGCGGCCGCUGUGGUCAAUAAUGUGGCCUCGAAUUACUACGGGGAGAAUUCGUCGUCGAGUGGUGCGUCGCCUUCGCCCACAACGGUGGCGCUGACGUCGACGUCGCUGACCUGGAACACGCCGAACAUGAUAUCGAACACCUUCCUGGCCAUGCAGCAGCAACAGCAACAACAGCAGGCGCAGCAGCAGCAGCAACAGGCCCAACAGCAACAGCAGCAGGCGCAGCAGCAACAGCUCAACCUGGUGGCCGACAAAGUGCAGAUUAAGCAGGAAAAGCAAUUAAAAGCCUACAACGACUCGAUUUACCUGAUCCAACUGCAACAACAACAGCAGCAGCAGCAACAACAGCAGGCGGCGCAGCAACAACAGCAGCAGCUCCAGCAGCAACUGCAGCAGGAGAUCGCCGAGGCGGAGACGGAACCGGACACCUAUUACAUGAUUGAUGGCCGAAAGGUCAAGGUGACGCGCAAGGAUGGCCAGCCGUUCCGAGCGACAAUAGUCGAGCAGCAGGAUGGCAGUCCGGUGCCGCUGGCAGUGCCAGUUCCGGCGGGAUCCUAUCCGGCGCAAUAUGCGAGCCCGGCGUUGAGCUCCGCAGAUGGAUCGCCCAUCACGAAUUUACAUGCCGUGGACGUGGUCAGCACACCGCAGGCCCAGGUGAUCGUCUACAAGACGGCGUCCCCGGUACAAAGGCGGUCGGAGGCAGGCGCUGGAUCGUCUGCGACUGCCACGCCCACCACUGUGGCCUAUUCAUCUGUGAUACAAAGCACCCUGCAGCAGCAGCAACAGCACCAGCAGAACCUUUGUUGGACGAAGCUGGAGGACGAUGGAGCGGGGCAGGAGGAUAUUAAGAACGUGCUGCAGCUGCAGGUGAAGCAGGAGCAGCGCCAGCUGGACUAUGCCAACGAGGCAUCGACAGUAGAUGUCAGCGGUGGUGGCGAAAAUCUAGUUUUCAACCUGCCGCCUGGGCUGGAGAUUAAGCAAACCUUCUAUCCCGCGGGCGUGGUCGAUGGGGAGCAACUGCAGCUGCAGGAGCACAACCAGAACCAGACCCAAUCCCAGUCCUCCGGGCGGCGCCAGCACGUGGUGGCCAACAUGAUCAUGUCGCCGGCGGCGGGCAACUUAGCGUCACAGAUUCAAGUAGUGCCAAAGGAGGAGGUGAAGCCGCCGCCGAAGCCCGCGAAGACUCCGCGCAAGCGCCAACCGAAGAAAACGCUCAUCCCCAGCAGCAGCGACUACGGCAAUGUGCGCAGUCCCCAGGAGCCACAGCAUCACCAGUUGCAGCAGCAACAGCAACAACAGCAGCAGCACAAUCAGCAACAGCAGCAGCAGAACACGUACUACGACUUCAAUAGCAAGUGGAACACUCCGCUCAAGACGGAAAACAAUGCGGCGUCCGUAUCGCCGGCGGCCACUAUCAACAUACCCACAUAUCCGCAGCAGAGCCAACAGCAGCAACACCAGCAGCAGCAAGCGCAGCAGCAACAACAGCAGCACUUGCCGCAGCCGGCCCACCUGCAGUCCUCGCAGGCCCAGUCGCACUUAACCCAGUUGGCGCAAUACUAUCCAGCCUUCCCCCAGCCUAUUGCCUCCCAGUACACGGCCUGCAUGCAGCAGCAGCAACAGCAGCAGCAGCAACAACAGCAGCAGCAACAGCAGGCGGCCUACACGCAGCAGCAACACCAGCAGGCCUACACGCAGCAGCAGCAGCAACAGGCGCAGCAGCAACGCCAGGAGAAGAACGAGGCCACACAACAGCAGGAGGAGGAGGCGACGGCGGCCGCAGCGGCGGCGGCAGCAGCAGCGGCCAGCAACAAGGUCAUCGUGCCGAACAUCGAAGAGGAGCUGGACUUUCUGGCCGACGCCACAGCUGCACCGAAGCAGGGAUAUUCCAACUCACUGUCCAGCAACGGGCGCGGCACCAACUCCUCCACGAAUAACACCAACUUUGGCAUACGUAAUCCGAACAAGACUCCUUCUCCGGAGCCAUCGAACUGCCCGCCCAAUUCGCAUGCUGCCAAUAAUGGGCAUGGCCAUUCAGCGGUCACGCCCGCGACGCCUUCGACCAGCGGAGCCAGUGCAGCCACGACGUACAGUCCAGCUGCUCCCAAGCCCGUCAGCGUGGGCACGCAGAUUGGGGAGAAGAAGACUCAGUUCAUGGACAGCUAUCUAAAGUUUCUGCAGGGCGAGCGGGACGACGAUCCGCCACCGGUGGUGAAGCCAUCGCGGAAAUUAAAUUACCCACGAGCUCCGUACAAGCGGAAAGGCAAAGGUUCUGGGAGCGGUGGCGACGAGCCCACCACUUCGCAGGCCACUCAGUCGCCGGGAGAUGUCGGCCAGGCGGUGGAUGGACUCGCAGGACUUGUGGGCGAUGAUGGGCAUCGCAUCAAAAUACUCUCGCAGACGCAAAUACUCCCCAAGAAGCGUCCGCACGCCCAAAUGGUGGCUGCUGCAGCCGCGGCGGAAUCCGCACCUUCGUCGUCGGUGAUCCAGCAGCCCGGGGAUCAAACCUCCUUCCGGCCAUACGCCCAGCAGCAACAGCAGGCGCAACAGCAACAGCAGCAACAAUCGAUGAGCGGUCAGCACUUUGUGCAGCAGCAUUGCGCCCAACUGACAGCUGGAGCGGGUCAAGACCCCUUGAGUGUGCCGCCGCGUCGGGAGCAAUGCUCCCGCAAGGCCAAGCAGAGCAGCAUGCACGCCAUGCUAAUGAAUUCCAGUGCCGUCGCUGGCGACACUGGAGUCGUCGGCGAGCCGGAGGAGUUCACCGACUCGGAUACGGAUCCCGUGUGGACUCCGCAGGAGGAAGACAGCGAUGACGGCAAGGGCUAUGGAAAGCGCAAGUUAGCUCGCCGGUCAAAGGGCACACCCCGCAAGAACACUUACGACCAUCCCUCAGAUCUGCAACAACCACAACAACAGCAACAACACCACCAGCAACUGCAGCAGAUGCAAGUUAGCCAGCAACACCAUCAGCAGCAACAACAGCAGCAGCAGCAACAGGUGCAACAACUGGCCAGUGGCAGCGAAUCUGGCUAUAAUUCGCAGCAGAACAUGUCCGGAGUGGCGGAUGUGGGAUAUGCCAGUGCAUCAUCGGGCACAGCUGCCAACUCGGAGAACUUUAAAACGGGCGACUUCAUAGUUCUUCGAUCGGAUCUUGUGAACGACUGGCCCACCAUUUGGCAGGUGGACUCAAAGUGCAUUUUGCAGAAGUACGAGCCCUUCCGCCAAAACGGAAAAACCUUCUAUCGUAACAUGUCAAAGUAUGCCUCUUGGAAUCUCGAAACCAAGAAACUCUACCUCAAAGCACCGGUGCGCAUUCAGCUGCAUUCCCACACCGAGACAAUUGUCGAGUUCAUGCGAUCUGAGCUGCUGGCCGAUGAUACCGAGCAAUUUAUUGAGAAGAUCAUGGAGGACUAUCUGUCGUAUAGGGACAAUUUUGAGAUCUACAUUCAGACCAUGAUUUCGCAAGCCCUCGAUCCAAGCUUCUUUUCGGAAAUAACGCGGGAGAAGGACGACUACUUUUUGGGCAGCGUGCGGGUGGUGGACAACAUCAUGGAAAAUUGCAAGCGCAAGCUGCUGGCCAUCACUCCUUGGACGCGGAGUACAAUCUCCUCCAUUGAGACGUGGCCCAAGUGCCAUGUGUUCUCCGAGUGGGAACAAAACAAUCUAACCCAAAAGAAUUGCGCCGGUUGCCACCAACCAGGCAUCGCUGUGCGUUUCCUACUCUUCGGAGAACCAUAUAAUCCAAACACCAUGCAGACCAUACCCGUGGAUCCGCGUAUAGUUUACGAGAAGGACAUUGUCUUGUGCCGCAUUUGUGCCGCUCGUGCAGAUCUCUUCCACAAGAUAGCACACGAAAAGUACAAUCUGUUUAUUAACUGCUCGCAACGGGUGACGGAGCAGCAGCAACAGUUCCCUGGCAAGACGUCAACAGAAAUAUUGAACGAUCUGCUGGCCGAGCACAAUUGGAUCGAUGAGCUCUUCCGCAACAUGCGCAACUGCUGGGCUGAGGUGGAGAGUCUGGAGCGGCAGAAGCGUUUCCGCGAGGUCAUGCAGUAAAAGCCAUUAUCAUCGGGAGCCAUUAAUCAAGGAAGACUCCUGAUCGCGUAUCCAAGUGCUGGACAUUAGGACAUAACACGCCAAGCCCACGUAUUGCUGCAAUAAACUCAAUGAGUUGUUAUUUUAUUAUACACCAGAUGACACGCAAAUGCUUAGUUUUAGUGCAAGACACAUAUUGUACUAUGUAGGCCUUAAGAUUAAGAUAAAGUCUAUUCUUGGACUAAGCAUAGUACAUGCCAUGUAAAUAGCUAUACAUAUAGCUAUAGCCGCGCAUUAUAUCAUAUAUAUACGGAAUAUGAAGUACUAAAUAACAGAGUAGUACCACACUCAUUAGUUUGAAAAAGUAAAUUUUCUAUGCGUUGAAAUAGCUUAAACAUUCUUUUAAAAAGUUCAAAUUAAGAUUUAUCUGGUAGGAUCUUUAAAUAAGAUCAUUCUCCCCAAAAUCCCGCAAACAAUCAAAUUGUGUUUCGCUACCGAAUGUGGCUAGGGAACAUUAAUCAUCACUAUAUUUAAGAGUUGUACAUAUUUAGUUUUAGCCUUAGUUACACAAAUCCAAUUGCAAACAUUUCAGUUAACAUCCUUUGUUUUGCGAAUUUUAUAUAAGUUGUGAAUUUUUAGUAUCUUAGAGUUCCCUGAAUAAAUAUGGAAGAAAAUCACA